UCUUCACUCCUCCGCCACUGCGCACAUCCACCAGUGCUGCUUCCCGCCCUCUCCUCUCGUCCUCUCAUUUGCCUCCUCAUCAUAUUUUAUACCUUUUUUUUUCCUCCCCUUGUUUUUUCCGCGACGCCUAAGCUGGAAUGAUACUGAUGCUUUUCUAAUUAUUUUUCUAUUUGAACGCCACGUCUUUUUUGGGGGGGGGUUCUUUUUUCAACCCCCAUUCUCCCCGUCUACCAGAUCGUUGACGGCAAAUUUGGAGUGCCGCUCCGGGAGAGCCUGCUGACGGGCAACGCUGGAGGACGAGAGGUAGUCGUCGUCGUCUUCUUCUUGAAGGAAUGGGCGAUGGAAUGCACCGCAGCUUUGCAAUGAGAUGCACGUGGCUCUGCUUCUUGCUCGCCAGCCUCACCUGCCGCCCGUGCCUCCAGCAGGAGGCGACGGGGACGCCCACCGAGGCAGAAUUAAUUAACAACAUCACCGUGUUCACGCGUAUCCUGGACGGACUGCUGGACGGCUACGACAACAGGCUGCGCCCCGGAUUGGGAGAAAAGGUGACAGAGAUCAAAACCAACAUUUUUGUCACCAGCUUCGGUCCUGUUUCGGACACAGAAAUGGAGUACACCAUCGACGUGUUCUUCCGCCAGAGCUGGAAAGACGAGCGUCUGUGCUUCGAAGGCCCCAUGAAGAUGCUGCCACUCAACAACCUUCUGGCCAGCAACAUCUGGACGCCCGACACCUUCUUCCUGAAUGGAAAGAAGUCCAUUGCGCACAACAUGACCACACCCAACAAGCUCCUGAGGCUGCAGGACGACGGCACGCUGCUCUACACCAUGAGACUGACCAUAUCUGCAGAGUGCCCCAUGCAACUGGAGGACUUCCCCAUGGAUGCGCAUGCCUGUCCUCUUAAGUUUGGAAGCUAUGCAUACCCGGUCUCGGAGGUGGUCUACACGUGGGAUAAGGGGGCAGCCAAGUCGGUGGUGGUCGGCGAGGAGGGCUCCAGGCUCAACCAGUACCACCUGAUUGGUCAGACGGCCGGCACUGAGGACAUCUCCACCAGCAGAGGUCAGUACACGGUGAUGAUGGCUCACUUCUACCUGAAAAGGAAGAUCGGCUACUUCGUCAUCCAGACGUACAUGCCGUGCUUCAUGACCGUCAUCCUGUCGCAGGUCUCCUUCUGGCUCAACCGUGAGUCCGUGCCCGCGCGCACCGUCUUCGGUGUGACCACGGUGUUGACCAUGACCACGCUCAGCAUCAGCGCCCGCAACUCACUGCCCAAAGUGGCCUACGCCACCGCCAUGGACUGGUUCAUCGCUGUGUGCUACGCCUUCGUCUUCUCCGCCCUCAUCGAGUUUGCCACGGUCAACUACUUUACCAAGCGCAGCUGGGCCUGGGACGGCAAGAAGGCCAUGGAGGCCCAACAGCCCAAACGUAAGGACCCCUUGGCGCUGUCCAAGAAACCCAACAACGCCUGCGCGGCCGGCGUCAACUACACGGCCAACCUGACCAAGGACGCGUCCGUGUCCACCAUUUCCAACAGCACGUCCGUGCAGCUCAAGGCGGCCCCCGAGGCCAAGGGCGCCGACCCCAAGAAGACGUACAACAGCGUCAGCAAAAUCGACAAGAUGUCCCGCAUCGUGUUCCCCGUGCUGUUCGGCACCUUCAACCUGGUCUACUGGGCCACUUAUCUCAACCGGGAGCCCGUCAUCAAGGGAGCCGUUUAGAUGGAACUAAGGCGCAAAAGCCACCAAGCACUUAACGUUCCAAAUGUCACCGUCUUGUUUUCAUUUGAGGUAAUUUCAUUGCAUGUUGCUUCUGCUACACCUAACCUUUCCUUCGUUGCCAUGUUUUUCCACAUUUUAAGCAUUUGGAUUUGAUUGUCGUUCUCUCCGGAAAAAGGGACAGGAGGCAUUGUGCCACAGUACAGUGAGGUUAAUUGUUAGCUGGGAAAAAUACCUGACAGAUUUCGUCAAAUUGGUAGCAAAUAUGAACCAACUAAGGUGGGUGAUGCUCAAUUGUAAGUGUUUUGAUUUUUUUUUUUGUCAUUUUGUAUGGCUAUAGUGGCAAAAUUGUAUGAUUUGCUAUAAAAUUACAAACUAAUAACUACGCAAUUUUCCAUUAGCAAUGUGGAAUUUGUAAAACAUGUCUAUUAAGACCCACAAAA
Molecule: messenger RNA, 2155 nt
Organism: Hippocampus comes (tiger tail seahorse)
Lineage: Eukaryota; Metazoa; Chordata; Actinopteri; Syngnathiformes; Syngnathidae
Gene: gabra5
Product: gamma-aminobutyric acid type A receptor subunit alpha5
Exons: 10
Coding region: 333-1715 (460 amino acids)
Biological process (GO): monoatomic ion transmembrane transport
Cellular component (GO): membrane
Molecular function (GO): GABA-A receptor activity; extracellular ligand-gated monoatomic ion channel activity
Source: RefSeq, a predicted model, not a curated record